Messenger RNA from Trichoderma gamsii, 570 nucleotides. RefSeq lists its product as hypothetical. Lineage: Eukaryota; Fungi; Ascomycota; Sordariomycetes; Hypocreales; Hypocreaceae. The transcript has a single exon. The coding region runs from base 1 to 570 and encodes 189 amino acids. The record is from RefSeq and is a predicted model, not a curated record.
AUGAAAAAAAAAGAUCCCCAAUCAGCCGCCGACUUCUCUCCUCUUCUGAAAAGGCGCAUCUCUUACUACGGCGUUGGUUGGACCUGUUUCAAGAUCAACGACGCCCCUCAGGGCAUGGACGCUGGAGCCAAUGCCACCUUCCAGCUGCGCUUCGACUCCAACUACGAGACUCCCAUGCUCCGGUCCCAUUUCUCCUGCGCAGACAUCACCUACGUGGAGAAGGAAGGCCUCGACUUCGAGUUCCCGUGCGUCAACACCACCGAUGUGGAAUGGGAAGAUCUGCCCACGCCCACGAAGAAGGACGAUCCGCCAGAGCCCACCACCACUCCGUGGUCCCCGAUCGUGGGGAAAAAGAAGAAGCUCAGCAGGGCGGCCAUUUCCGGGAUUAGCAUAGGAGGCGCCGUUGUUGCUGCAGGAAUAGUCGUCUUGAUUUGUCGUCUGGUGAAGACUCAUCGCGAGCAGAAAAGGCGCCAACAGGAGGUUCCUUGUGUAUGGGAGCGGGGGAGUUACGGGGUGCCGGAUAUAGUAGCUGUACCAUUCGACUUUUAUGGAAGGCCUACGAGAAGAUGA